ACUCCGCGCCCAUUGGCAAAUCUAUCAAAUUCGGGCUCACUUGGUCGAAAAACCUCUACGCGCGUGUCAUGUUCCGUGCAUGUCGGGAACUUCUGCACCAUUGGCGCUUGCGUAUCUCCCAACGAUAGACAUCAUGAACGAGAUAUCACGACUCGGCAUUGA
Bipolaris zeicola 26-R-13 is the source of this 162-nucleotide messenger RNA. RefSeq lists its product as uncharacterized. The record is from RefSeq and is a predicted model, not a curated record. The annotation marks the transcript as partial. NCBI's taxonomy places the organism in Eukaryota, Fungi, Ascomycota, Dothideomycetes, Pleosporales, Pleosporaceae. The transcript has a single exon.